This is a messenger RNA of Colossoma macropomum (tambaqui), 3093 nucleotides long. RefSeq names its product nucleoporin 58 (gene nup58). The transcript has 14 exons. The record is from RefSeq and is a predicted model, not a curated record. Lineage: Eukaryota; Metazoa; Chordata; Actinopteri; Characiformes; Serrasalmidae. Gene Ontology annotation, molecular function: structural constituent of nuclear pore. Gene Ontology annotation, cellular component: nuclear pore. Bases 303 to 2096 code for a protein of 597 amino acids. Gene Ontology annotation, biological process: nucleocytoplasmic transport.
ACGACGCAGAGGAAGAAGAAACAUCGAGCGCGGAAAGAAAUUUGAUUUUUUUUAAAGCUGUCAGUAGUAAAAGUUAUAAGCCUCUAAGCUGCACGGCCGCGAAUACAGCAUUUAAGUAUUGUGCUGGGCAGUUUUAGCUUUUGUUAGAUUUUGCCUUCUUAGGAUGCUGGUGUGUAUUUUUAGUUUUUUAAGCCUCCACGAGGUCGGAGUACAACACAGCUAACGGUUAGCCGGUUAGCUCUUCGGUCCUGCUUGUGUUUUUUUUUAAUUAAGCCUCUUAAUGUAAACUAGCACAACCUAAAAUGUCGGGCUUUAACUUCGGGACAAGCACCCUGGGCUCUGCUAACACCGGCGGGGGCUUUUCGUUUGGAGCCGCGACCAGUGCACCUGCUGCAGGAACCGGCGGCUUUAGUUUUGGUGGUCUGGGAGCACCAACCUCUACUCCAGCCGCUACCACCACUACGUCCUCUUUAGGCCUCGGGGGCAGCUUGUUUGCCCAGAAACCAACAAGUGGAUUCUCCUUUAACACACCUGCCUCAGCAGGAGCUGCUGCACCAUCUACUGGCCUUACUUUAGGGACUCCCGCUGCAUCUACUGCUGCUUCAACAGGGUUCAGCUUUGGUUUUGGGAAACCAGCAGCCUCAGCAGCUCCAUUUUCAUUGACGACCACCACCUCUGCCCCAGCAGCUACAGGCUUGACUUUGGGCUCCGUCCUCACCUCCUCUGCCCCUCAGACUGGCUCCACUGGCUUCUCGUUGAACCUGGGAGGAACACCCUCCCAGGUCACCUCCUCCACUCCAGCCACAGGCCUCGGUCUGGGCACAUCUAUUUUCUCCAGCUCUGCCUCAACAGGCUUAGGGCAGUCUACUCUUGGAGGGGGCUUGACUCUCGGUAGUUUGCUCUCAUCCUCCACAGCAUCCACAGCCCCUCUUGCCCCUGCACCCAGUGUGGGUUUGGGUGGAGUGGACUUCAGCACCUCCUCUGAGAACAAGAGUGAUAAAUCAUCCAGUGCUAGACCUGAAGACAGCAAAGCUCUCAAAGAUGAAAACCUUCCUGGUCCCAUCUGUCAAGAUGUGGACAAUUUCCAGAAGUUUGUGAAGGAGCAGAAGCAGGUUCAAGAAGAGAUCAGCAGGAUGUCCUCUAAAGCCAUGCUUAAAGUGCAGGAUGACAUUAAGAGUCUGAAGCAGCUUCUGUCGGUCAGUGCCAGUGGGCUGCAGAGAAAUGCCCUGUCCAUAGACAAGCUCAAGAUGGAGACCGCUCAGGAGCUGAAGAACGCUGAUAUUGCACUGAGAACCCAGAAGACACCUCCUGGGCUUCAGCAUGAGAACACUGCACCAUCUGAUUAUUUCCGAGGGUUGGUGGAGCAGUUUGAGGUGCAGUUACAGCAGUACCGCCAGCAAAUCGAAGAACUGGAAAAUCAUCUGACCACUCAGAGCAGCAGCUCUCACAUCACCCCUCAAGAUCUCUCCAUGGCCAUGCAGAAGCUCUACCAGACGUUUGUGGCCCUGGCUGCACAGCUGCAAGCAGUUCAUGAGAAUGUAAAGACUUUGAAGCAUCAGUAUCUGAGCUACAGGAGAGCCUUCCUGGAAGACCCCACAGACGUUUUCGAGUUGAAGCGAACGGCCAGCCGGAAGCUGCAGAGUGCCCCGCGCGUGACCACGGGCCCGGCUCCAUUCGGCACCGUCCCCAAUGCCGCAGCCGUUGCCAUGGCUGCCACGCUCACACAGCAGCAGCAGCCCGCUCCAGGAACACAGGCGCCCCUGGGGGCGAGUUUUGGGACUCCCUUUGCCUCGGGCAUGGGCACUAGUAUGGGCUCUACCAGCCUUGGAGCUUUUGGGAGCGGGCCGGGGUUCGGGGCUGUGGCGACUGGAGGCUCGUCGUUCGGUUUUUCCGCUAGCAAGCCAUCUGGAGGGAGCUUGAGCGCAGGGUUCGGAAGCUCCGGCACCUCUGGCUUUAACUUCAGUAACCCAGGAAUCAACGCAUCUGCCGGGCUUACCUUCGGGGUGUCCAACACUCCGACGGCAGGAUUCGGCACAGGAGGGCCUCUGUUGCAGCUCAAAAAGCCUCCAGCGGGCAACAAGAGGGGCAAAAGAUAGAACAGCUGAUGUGAAAGGGGUAAAGGGAAUAAGCAUUUAGGCCACAAGAUUUCAGCGUUAGUCACAGAUGUCUAUAUUUUUGAUGGGUAUGCUUAAAGGAAUACAUCAGCAUUUUCAACCUUCUGUAUCUGCAUUAUACCAUCGAUUACCCCAGACGAUUUCAGUGUAUAUCUCUGUACUUAGAAAAGAACAGAUAAAGCAUGUUGAAUCCUGACUGACUCACUUGUAUAUAAAAGCCAAUAGGCAGAUGAAGCAACUGCCCAUUGUUUUAUUAUAAUAAGUGAGUUUUGAGUCAACAGGCUUUUGUAUUCUUAUUCUAAGUACAUUGAAAUGCGUCAGUCGUCUGUGGUCAUCGACCACAUGCUGCACAUGUGGGCGACAGAAAUCAGGUUGAAAACGUUAUUCCCUUAAGAGAAAACUGUCCUUAGCACAUUGGAAAAUGUUUUGUGUUUCACCGUUCAAACUGUCCUGUACUUUAUCUUUUUCCGUGUAUUUCUUGCUCCGAUGAUAUGACGCUGUGCUGCCACUGCCGCUUGGCUAGUGGCGUGGGACUCUCAGCGUUGGAGUACUGACGUGAUGAUGUGAAAUGAAUUUACAACCCACCGCAGUUGAUGGCAUGAUGGGACGUUUGAAGAAACCUCAAUAAGGAGCUGUUUGGUUUUGAGAAGCAUUCAUGAUCUCAGCCCCGCUACGCGUUAGUCACUUUAUUUGCCUCACUGUGCUCUGUGACUGUAUAUAUGUCAGUCCAUAUAGCAUGUUAACUAUUCUUCACCGUCGGUUUGAGAUCAUGACCCCCUGUGUACUUUCUUGCUUCUUGAAAUGUACCAAUAGGUGGUGGCAACCAGUAUGAAAUGUGUAGUUUGCGUGCCCAUUUGAUGUUUCUGUUUCGUCUGUUAUGUCAUUACCAAAUAGUACAAAUCUUUUCUAGACUUUAUGUGCAAACUGGUAUUUUUUGACUUGAGAAAGGUUUAUUAAUAAAAGGAAACAAUUUCUCCAA